Messenger RNA from Chlamydomonas reinhardtii, 3066 nucleotides. RefSeq lists its product as uncharacterized. Gene Ontology annotation, molecular function: A2-type glycerophospholipase activity. Gene Ontology annotation, biological process: glycerophospholipid catabolic process. Gene Ontology annotation, cellular component: cytosol. Bases 172 to 2568 code for a protein of 798 amino acids. The record is from RefSeq and is a predicted model, not a curated record. The transcript is spliced from 12 exons. Lineage: Eukaryota; Viridiplantae; Chlorophyta; Chlorophyceae; Chlamydomonadales; Chlamydomonadaceae.
CCUGAGCUGCUGCAGCGUCUUUCUCGCGCCUGCCAGCGCAGCGGCCUCGGUAAGUCGCCUGCUUUUGCACGCAAGCUGCCAGCUCCUGCCCUCAUUCGCUUAGCUUCCGCUUCGCUAGCCCAUCCACCAGGCAGCAACCCACGCCGCCAUACUGAUCCCAGCAUGACCAACAUGGAGCAGGUGUUUGAGCCCACGGAGCCUGCCCGCGUGUUCGUGUGGAGCGGCAGCGACCAGCCUGGGUUCGUGUACCCCGAGCUGAGCCCCAGCGGCGACUGGGGCAUCCCUGACCUGCAGGCGCGGCCCAACCUGGGCGUGGCGCUCAGCGGUGGCGGCUACCGCGCCGCCACCCUGGCCGUGGGCUGGGUGCGCGCACUGUACGCGCUGGGCCUGAUGCCGCAUGUGCGCUACGUGGCCUCCAACUCGGGCGGCAGCUGGUUCAACGGCGUCAUGUCCUUCAGCGGGUUCCCUCUGGCUCCCUUCCUGGGCCCCUACGUGCCGCCUGCCGGCCUGAACCGCACCGCGCUGUCCUCGGCCUCGCUGCUUCCGCCCGGGAGCUGGGGCGACACACUGGCAUCCAAGAGCAUCGUCGCGGACGCCGUCAAGGGCGUGCUCAAGGACCUGUUCGUGCCUGGCCGUGCAUCGUUCAGCGGCUGGACGGCCGCUAUCGCGGAGGCCUUCUACAGCCCCUACGGCCUCGACCUGCAGAACAGCAGCAUCACGGCUCUGCACACGCGCGGCCCGGUGGCCGCCCGCCUGGCGGCGCAGUACCCGGGCGUGCCACUGUACGCGGCCAUGGCCACACCCGACCGGCCCUUCCCCAUCAUCAUGGGCUCCAUCAUGCGCGUCAACACACCCCAGGUGUUCUACGCAUUCGAGGCCACACCUUUGUACGUCGGCGCGCCCGCCCGCAACACGAGCACCGACCCGCCCAUUGGCGCGGGCUUUGUGGAGCCGCUGGGGUUCAACAGCCCCGCGCCCGAGGCGCCGCUGCCGGCGGCAGGCGGCCAGCCGCCUGUGGGCCUGCAGGGCGCUGUGAACGUGACGCCCGUCAAACUGGUGCCUCUGUCCACCUACGCCGGCAUCUCCAGCUCCUUCGUGGCCCAGGGCACCCGGCCCAGCAGCAGCGCCGGGUUCGCGCUGACAGGCACCGAGCGACUCAACUACUGGAACCCGGUGAACUACACGGGCGCGGAGCUGUCGUUCGCUGACGGCGCGGGGGCCGACAACCUGGCUGUGACGCCGCUGCUGCGCCGCCGCGUGAGCAGUGUGGUGGUGCUGGUGGCGGCGUCCAACAGCGCGGAUGUGUCGCCCGCGGACUUUGCAGUGGCCCAGUACGACAUCGCGGGCCUGUUCGGCGCCGUGCCGCUCAACGCCACGUCGUACAAGGGCCUGCAGGAAGGCAUCACGGGGGUGCAGCCCGAGAUGUUCAACAAGGCCCUGCAGGUGUUUCCGCGCGAGGGCUAUGACGAGCUGUACGCGGCUCUGUCCGGCAGCCUGCGGUCGGGCCAGCCCGCGCUGCACCGCGCCAGCUACCCGGUGGUGGACAACGCCAUCCAGGCCAUCACUGGCGGCUGGACGGUGGAGGUGCUGUGGCUGGUGAACAUGCAGUCGCGGCAGUGGGAGUCGCAGCUGCCCAACGACACACAGGCCUUCCUCAACAGCAGCCGGGACGACAAGGACAGCGACCUGCGUCACUACCCCUACAUUUCCACCUUCACCGCCAACUACUCACCGGAGCUGGUCACGCUGCUUAGCCAGCAGGCCAGCUGGAGCCUGCUGCAGGCGGCGGCCGAGCUGCGAGAGCUGCUGGCGGCGGCGGCGGCGCCCAACGCCACCGCGGCCGGAAACGCCGCCGUCGGUGGCGGUGCCGCCGCAAACGAAACAGCCUCCGCCGCCGGCGUAGGCGCGGCGGGCUUAAGUGCUAUCAGCAACAGGACGAUAGGUGGCGGCGGCGAUGGCGAUGACAACGGCACGGUGCAGGCAGAAGGGGCGGGCGGGGCCGCCGCGUUUGGUGUGGGCGGCGGCGCCAACGGCACGGCGGAGUCGGUUGCCGCGGCGGCGAUGCUGCUGGCGCAAUUGGCGUCGGAGCCAUUCCCGCAGCAGAUUGCGGGCGCACUGCCGCCGCGGGUGGUGGCGCAGCUGGAGACACGCAACGCCUCCAAGGGGCUUCCGGAGCCCGCGCGCCAGCCGGUGGUGUCUUACGUAAUGGCCCUGGAGCAGCCGCCGCCGCAGCAGCAGCCGCAGCAGCAGCAGGGGGUUGGGACCAGCACAGCUGCUGCGAGUGGUGGCGGCGCCGGCAGUAGCAACAGGAGCGUGCCAAACCAUGGGACCGCUAACAGCACAGGCAGUAGCAGCGCCGCCAUUGGUGGUAGCAGCACUGGAAACAGCACUACUGCUGCUAAGAUUGUGGGCCCAGAGGUACAGGGUGCGCAGGCGGUUGUGGCGACGGCGCCGCCGCCUGGCGCCGCCGCGCAGGGGGCGGCGGUGCGUGCGGGGGAUGGGGGCAGUUUUCGACGGCUGUGCGUGCUGCUUGCAGCGUGUGCUGUGUUCCUGGGCGCCCUGGAGUGACCUGGCUUACUCCUGCUUACUAUGCUUUGUGUGGGCGGGUAUUUAUGCAUCCUGGUUGGCCGCUGACGGUGGGGAGGGCUGCAGGCAUCGACAUUGUUACCGGUACCGCAACCACAAUCCCCCCGCGUAUCACUUUUAGUUGGUGGGCCCGGAUGACCCCGGUGGUGCCUCUGAGCAACAGCGUGAAGGACUCAUCCUCCAGGUACGUGGACUUGUAGCUGCGUGAAUGUGUUGCUUGCUUUGCUUGUAGUGCUUGCAAUUGAGUGCAGGCUGCUGGCGGUGAUAAAGUUGAAUCGAGUGUCGAGCGAGUGCGCUGUGUACCGUAGUGCAUGGUACGUGUACCGUAUGCAUGGUGUGUGGUGUUUGGUGCACGUGCUGCGCGGACUGACCCCAGGGAAGCGUGGGCGACGUAAUGGCUUACUCCAUCCAGUAGCAUGCCGCGUAGUACGGUAUGCACUAGGUAAUGCGCUCACAGCCAGCAUCAACUACAUACGCACU